Molecule: messenger RNA, 1242 nt
Organism: Penicillium atrosanguineum
Lineage: Eukaryota; Fungi; Ascomycota; Eurotiomycetes; Eurotiales; Aspergillaceae
Exons: 1
Coding region: 1-1242 (413 amino acids)
Source: RefSeq, a predicted model, not a curated record
AUGCCGAAGCGGCUACGUCGCGCACAGCCUCUGUCCAGCAGUAGGGUUAGGUCGGCAGGGCUUUGUGGUGUACACAAAGGGUUGAACUCCGAGUUGAUCAACGACAUUCUGACCCGGGUUCAGCAUGAGGUCACAUCGGGGUUACGCCAGAUUGAAGAAUACCUUGAGCUCAUUGGAGAUGUCGAGGCAGAGAUUCUAGCCAAGCUACGAACCCUGCAGGGCAUGUGGACCAAGCCUCAGAUGGGCAAACCGGUGGCUCCGAAUGCCUUGCCGUACCAGAUCAAUGGGUGUGCGGCAUGCAUCCUAGCGCGCAUCGCAGCAGACAGCGAGAUGAUUCGGAAUCUGCGCGUGGUCUUGCAAAGCCGCACUCGCACUCGAAAGAAUCAUCGAGCACCUACUCUCCUGGUGUUCGUUGAUGAGUGCAUCCGUCAUUUCGGCGGUGAUAAAGCAGACGAGCUUUUUGGGAUCGCAAGCAACUUGGCCUUUCAAAUGAAAGCGACUCGGAAGGCCUGCAUCAAGGCCUGGCUCAUUGACAAUAAGGAUUCGCGUCGUCAUCAGCGGAAGCUCCGUAGUAGCAGACGCCGUGACAGAAGGUCCGAUGGCUCGACUGAUAGAAGCCCAUACAUUCCCCCCGAUCGUGCUUCAUACUCAAGGCGCACUUCAGACUCCCCGAAUACGCACGAGAGCGCAAUGUCCAGACGAUCUACAACCCUCACUCCAGUAACAAGCCAAUCGAGUCUCACUUCACAUCGUCAAUCUCUAUAUCUGCAUCCUAAAAGCAUUGCAAGCACGAGCCUACACGUGGCGCCAUUCGGAGCAAACAGCAGCACGACCUCGAUUCACUCGUGGUCGGAAGUGGAGCGAGAGCUCAGUAUGAUCAGGACUUGCAGGGAAAUUGCAACCGACAACCCAUAUUCUCGAGCGACGCCGGUUCCGGGAGCAAGAGUUGAACCUUUGCGUGUCAGCAGAGUGGAUUCUCGGCAUGAGCAGCUGAGCAUGAGCAUGAGCAUGAGGAAUUCACCGACCUACAAACCCUAUGUGAACGAGAAUAGCUCAUUCUUGAACUAUUCCAGUAGUGAUUACUGGACGGAUGCUACCUUGGAUUCAGAAGAGGAGAAUUUAGCUUCUACUUUUAAAUCCCAGCCUCCGCCGCAACCUCAGCCCCGAGAUCCUGUACUUCAGGGACAGCCCCGGGUGAUGACCACUUGGGGCAUGAUGGUUGAUCAAUCGAACAUGAUUUAA